GCUGGUUACCAACAGCAGAAUAAGAAGCCACCCAGUGGCAGAGAGAGGAGGCUUGAAUGACAGACUCAUUAAAUCAAAUGUUUCAAUUACUUUUACACCAUCUGUAAGAAUGCCCUCCGGAAAAUAAGUCCUCGAUAAUUAAAGCGAUAAUUGAUCUUUUGGACCAAAUUUAACAGGUCAGUUACCCAGGCAACAUAAACGGAGCGGUUUACAUUCGAGUUUCGAGCAGGAGACCAAACAUGCGGACUUGCUGUCCUGUCUUUCGACGCCGACGCGUUAGAGCUGGAGCUGGGGUCAUGAUAGCCAGGACAAGUCUGAGCAGAGGCAUCACUGUCCACCGCCUCUGCAAGAACGUCACCUUGUACCUCAAUGAAUUGACCUCUCCAGACCGAAGGGUCCAGAGCCCUUUCCCUGAGGACCACAAACCCCUCCUGCUGAUGCUGCCGUGGCUGGGAUCACGACCCCAAGCUGUGACCAAAUACUGCGAAAUCUAUUUUCGGACUGGUUUUGAUGUGCUUGUGGUGGAAAGUGAGGUGAAAGACUUCCUGUGGCCUCGCUGGGGACUGGAGCGUGGAAAAUCAUUGCUGGAGUUGCUCCAGAGUGAACGCUUGAUGUCCCGCCCCCUCCUCAUUCAUGCCUUCUCCAUUGGCGGCUACACAUUCGCUCAGCUGCUGGUCCAUAUCUCCCAAGACAAACAGCAGUACCAGGCAGUGGCAAAGAGAAUCAAAGGCCAAGUGUUUGACAGCUUGGUGGUGGGGUCACUGGAGCACAUGGCCACAGGUCUUGGCAAAACUUUGUAUCCUCGUUGGGAGAAUCUAAUAAGGCAAGCCAGCAUGUUAUACUUCCGCAUUUUUAAACGCCAGACGGUAGACUACUUCAAUGCAAGCAUCGAUGCAUUUUAUAACACUCCAGUCAAAGCCCCAGCGCUGAUCUUCUCCUGUGAAAAUGACCUGCUGAGUGAUGCACCAAGUGUGGAGAAAUUAGCGAGUCAUUGGCAGAAUCAUGGGAUGGACAUAACAACAAAGAAGUGGGAAGUUUCAACGCAUGCCGGUCAUUUACGGCAACAUCCACAGGAAUAUCUGAACACUUUAAACACCUUCCUACAGUCACUCGACAUCGUCCCACUGAAGGCCAAGAUGUGAGGCUGUUACUGGCUAAAUUAAAAAUACCUCGGUUGUACUACCUGUGCUUAGUUACUUUAGCAGCUUUAGAAUUUUAAAUAAUUUUUAUUUAAAUCACAGCUGAAAUGUCUUUAAAAAUUGGGUUCAGUUGUUCUGAUUAAGAAAAAAAAGACAGCAAAAUAAACUGUGAGUUCACCAUUCAGAACACAACUGUUGUGGCUUCCACAAGUGAUACUGUGAAACAGCAGCGAAGAACACAGCAAGGCAGAUUUUACAGUAAACUGUUAGACCUCAUGUUUUUUUUUUAUUUAUCCGUGUCACUUUAAAUUAGAUUGUCAGAAUCUUUGUUGACCAGAAAGCUACCGUUGUAACUUUUUUCAGUUCAAUAUUUCGUUUAUUUUUCUUUUAAAGCUGACAGACAAGAUUCAAGCGCAUUUCACUUUUUCGACGUCUCAAGUGGGAAGUUGGCUUUUGCUGAGUAGAAACGGUGAAUCUGCAGCUAUUCUUCAUCUUUUGUACAUUUAACUUUGCCACACCUUCCCUGUAUUCAUUCUGGAAACUGUAAACCAAAAAUGUUCAAUGUGACAGCCUUAAGUACAUUCAAGACUUAAUUUCCUCAUUACUUUCCACUGAGACAACUUGUGACAACACAAAGACAACACAAGUUGGCUUUUCACAAGUAGUUGCUUAUUUGUGGUUUAAACAUGUUGUUUCUUGCAAUGUAUGGGUGUCUCAAUAUAUUUUAAAAUUAUGACAUCAUAUAUUCCUAUAAGAAUUAUAUUUCACUGAGCCGCAACGCCUUUAAAACGUAAGUGGAUGUUUUUGGUGCUAGUAUGUAAAGAACACAACUUUUUUUUUUAACUUGAACUUACUUUGGUGUUCAUUCAAAGCAGAAUUUACCAAAAGCUCCAUUACAAAUCCUCUCUAAGGUUUGUUCCUGUUGUACUGCUUAUGACAUAAAAUUAUUUGUAAAUUCAAAAGAUUUGAAUAUUGUUACAAGAUUGCGGUCUCAGCAGUUGGUCAGAAUACAAUCAUCGACCCCCUUCACAACAAGAGAAAACCAUACAAAUCACUGCUGAAGAAAUUGAUUGUAUGGUUUUCAACCAUAUUAACAGAAAAUGAAUGUGAUGUGGUUGGAAAUGGUGCAACAAGGACAACCAAAAAUCCAUUCCAGAACAGCCGCCACACAAAUGAAUACUAGACAUAGGCUGAUAAUGUCACAUCUCUGCAUCAAGUGUAUGUACGUGUACGAGUGAGAACGUAAGACGGAGGAUAUGUAAGUUGUUGUAGAGUGUAGAAAGAAAAAUUGCAACAGAUUAUGUGAAAUCUAUUGCAAGUCUUCCAUUACUUAAAAGGGAAGCAUCUGAAUUUUAAAGAAAAUGGCUAUGCUUUCUUUUAUGGUUUCGUUUGUACCUACAAUUCUGUUGGACUCGGCAAGAAUAGCUGUAGUCCUGCUGAAGCUAAUAUGGCUCUUAUUAAACAUAAACUGUGCUUUCACAAAAACACCAGAGCUUUCCAGAAUAGGCAGGAGCUGCAUUGGAAAUCUGAAGUAGUUCUGAUUCGAAAUCCUCAUUUUUUUAGGAGAUUGUUAUGCAGUUUAAUUACUGAAGAUCAUUGUUGAAUUUAGUGCCUUUAAUUUGAGUUUCAUUGCCUGAUUGUUUGUGGAAAAGGACACAGCAAGUAAAUGUUAACUUUCACUGUGCUAUUUGUGCAAAUUACUAAUCAAUAGUAAGGAGAUUUGAUUGAAAGUUCACCCGGUGUUCUUAUUCAUUUUCUUUUUAGUUUAAAAUAAAAUUCUAUAUUAUAAUUAGGUUAUCUAUUUGAUAGUGUUUAGCAUGAGCAUUUGUAAAGAAAACCUUUUUGUCACUAUGUCUCUUAUGUUUUGGUUCCCCCUGGUGGCAAAGAGUUGAAUGAGUUCAUCUAGACAUUACUUUAUGAAUAUUACUGAUAUUAAUAAAAAAAAGUAAUAUAUUAAUAUCAUAUUACUUUUUAAAAAAGAAGAAAAUAAUAAAAGAAAUAGAUUUUUGAUAAAACAAUUUCUCAGAUAACAUGACAAUUUAUAUGUAAUCCAAGAUAAUGUGCAAAAGUUUGACUUAUCCCACUUAUCCAUGUUAUGCUUAAUUGGAACCAGACUUUCCGUCUUUUUAUUUUGGAUUAAAUUAAGCAAGAUGUCUUUUUUAUUUACGGAAGAUUGUAAAGUAUUUUCCCCCAAAUGGAGUAAAAAAAUUGUUUUGACCAGAAGUGGUUUAAAACUUAUAUAGUACAAUGUCAUUUUAAACAUUGUCAAGAUCGGGUGAGAUCGAUCAUUGUGUCCAUGCAUAUACAAUUAAAUUACUUAAAUGUAUGUUGUGACCAGCAAGGAUUUUUGUUUAUCUAAUUAAACUGAGUGAGCGAAAAAUAAAAAAAUUUACAAUUUUU
Molecule: messenger RNA, 3539 nt
Organism: Poeciliopsis prolifica (blackstripe livebearer)
Lineage: Eukaryota; Metazoa; Chordata; Actinopteri; Cyprinodontiformes; Poeciliidae
Exons: 4
Coding region: 240-1142 (300 amino acids)
Molecular function (GO): serine hydrolase activity
Source: RefSeq, a predicted model, not a curated record